Messenger RNA from Electrophorus electricus (electric eel), 1330 nucleotides. Its product is annotated as somatostatin 2. The record is from RefSeq and is a predicted model, not a curated record. Gene Ontology annotation, molecular function: hormone activity. NCBI's taxonomy places the organism in Eukaryota, Metazoa, Chordata, Actinopteri, Gymnotiformes, Gymnotidae. Gene Ontology annotation, cellular component: extracellular region.
GUAGUCACAUGGAUACACAGGUUUCUCUGCACAGUCCAAUUUCGCUGGGUUCUUGGUCAUUUCAUUUUUUUCUGAUGUUAAGUGGGUCCUGUAAUUGUGUAUAGGCCAUGCACCAGAUUUCAUUGACUGUGAAAAUGAAAAGUGUAGCAAUGAUUUUGACUUAAAGCAAAGACCGUUUACUUGAAUAAAACUGUCACGUUACUGUUGAGAGUUAAUGUCCAAAUUACAUCAGCACUUAUUAUUAGACACAUCAAGGCAUGCAAGCUGAUCCCUGGUAUUAUACCUUGUGUGCACAAGUGAACCAUCCAGACUUUGAGCUACAUAAAGGUAACUGGCAACACAAUAAUGUGAGGACCAGCCAUUAGCCGUUUAUGAGGGUGAGAUGCUUUACCCCAAUAAACUGAAGCAUGCUGGUCUGUUUGUGUACUAAUUUAUUCUAAGCACUUUGUUUGACUUAAGCUGCAUUACCAAUUAGUUGUGCCUCUAGAAGUGGCUAAGGAUGGAAAAAAGAUGCAAUCUUGAUUAGCAACCUUGUGCCUUGGUUGUGUUAAUAACGUGAAAUAGUGGAACCCAGUGGAGACCAGAACAUUUUUAUGAUUUACUUGAGUUAUGCAUCAUAAAACCACUGCUGGUGAAAGUAAUUCCAUUAGAAAAGGAAGGGGGGAACGAUAUAAAUGACACGCCUGGUGACUGGAGAAUAGAGACAAGGAACAGAGCACCUUAGGAGCACUUGUGAGCUUGAAACCACCACCAGUUCAAGACAGACAGAAGAAAUGCCUUCUUCACCAAUCAAUCUCUCUCUGACCCUCAUGUGUCUGGCCGUGGCUGUGGGUGUCAUAUCAUGUAGUCGAUCUCACAUGGUUUUGAAUCCUGCUCUGGAAAAUUCCCGUGGUGCUCCGGUUGGCGAAGAGAUACCCGAGGGACUCACUAUUCCUGAACUCCAGUGGGUGCUCAGCAAUGCUGAGCUGCCCCCCGUUCAGGUGGACGAUGCCCCUCGGACCAGGAUGGAGCUUGUGAGGAGGGACUCGGUGACAGCCAAGCCAGUCAACUGCAUGAACUACUUUUGGAAGUCUCGGACAGCGUGCUGACUCCAGCUGGCCAAUGAGCUGCACCCAGAGGCAUGAUUUCCUCUGCUGAUAUGCUGCCAAUCAUGUUCCCUUUUCCCUCCCCUACUGGCUCUGCCCCAGAUGCAAGCUGACAGGCUCAGCCUCCACAGCACACCUGAGCCUCUGUAAUCAUCAUAAAUGUAGCAAUUGUAGGACAAAAGGUUCCUAGGUGCAAGUAUCCUAUUCUAAAGCACAAACAUCUUAAAAUAAACUGAUUACAGCAU